Molecule: messenger RNA, 3451 nt
Organism: Vollenhovia emeryi
Lineage: Eukaryota; Metazoa; Arthropoda; Insecta; Hymenoptera; Formicidae
Product: protein HOS4-like
Exons: 11
Coding region: 585-2630 (681 amino acids)
Molecular function (GO): protein binding
Source: RefSeq, a predicted model, not a curated record
AAAUUUAAAGCCCCGCGCGGACUCGUUACGGGACGAAUUUACGUCGCGCGAGCCGCGGUGACAUUUAAAUCUCCCUGUCGCCGGUGUUUUUCUCAGUUCGACGCGCGCCAUUGUCCGAUCAUCGGCACGCGCCCACUUUUCACCGGUCGCCUUUAUCAAUCGCGCCCGAUCCAAGAAACGACCGGCAGAAAUAGCAUUCGCGCACCUCGCCGGCUCCGACACCUCGUCCCCGCAUGAAGCCGCAGCGCUGUCUCCAGAUCGCUUUAGUGCGGGCAGGUACGAUGCGCGACAAUAAUUCGAAAGUGACCGCCGUCCACGCGAACCACGUGCGUUGUAUGUGCGCGUUAUAUUUCCACAAUGCAAUCGCUAACGGCGGAUCGAGCGUGAUCUGGGGCAUCGUCUCGACGUUAAUAGGCGGAUCAUCAAUCGCGCGGACGUCGAGCAACGUUAUGUAAAUGCUUCUCACCCGACACACGACCGUUCUGGUUAACGAUGACACUGACGGCCAUUACCGACGGCUUUUAGCCAGAAAUCGACAAUCCGGUGUUCCGGGAGAGCAGAUCGCGACGUGAGCGACCACGGUCAUGGUCUUGAGCAGAACGCUUGCGGACUCCAGCUUCUUGGCUAUCGCACCGUCUAAGAUCAGAUUUAAAUCGCAUCUCUUCCAGCCCAUCACGGAGACCCGACCUUCAACGAUGGUAGGUGGUCGUAGGGUGAAGCAUACGGCGAGCAAUGAAACCACCACCACGUCCAUGGUCACCGGCGGCGUUACCAAUAGGAGCGACAACAACGUCGUUGUCUCCACUGUACAACCGACCACCACUCAGCAAAAAGUCCGACGGAUCUUCGAGGAGCAGGCCAGGUGGCAAGAAAGCGGCCCACGCAGACGCGUGAAAUGCACGUCGGGCACUACCUAUUGCGUGGUUAACAACUACAGCAUCGUUGCCUCUAGGGGCGAACUUGCUCGAAAUAACCGCGCCGUGAGUGAAACGACGUCGACGACGACGGCCAACGUCAUUACCAAGAGGCGAGCGUCGUCGAUCGUAAACGGGAGAAUCCACUCCAAGGAGGAAACCGCACGGAGCGGCAUCCUCGCCCCAGAGGAAUCGAGGAGACCGAAGGACGUGUCCAAGGACUCGGCGAGACCAGGUAUCUCAAGGGGCAUCCAACGAGGUAUAAUCAAGUCUGCUUCCGUGCCGAAGGAUUUGAAGGAAGGUCUUCCAGUGAGGGAAAGAACGCUGCAACGGGUACCGGAGGAGGGCAUCCUGAAGAGGUCUUCCGCCUUCCUGGCGAGUUUAGCGCAUCAUCAUCCCUCCAGCAAACUCGCCGAGAGGAAUUCGCCGGGUGGCGCUGAGUUGGCCAAGUUCCUCAGGCCGUCGGACGGCUACGAGCUUCGCGGCUCAUCCUCGAGGUACACCGGUCUGAAGGGAUAUUUCUCGAUCCUGACGGACGACAGCGACGACGUGGGGCUGUGUGCUCUGCGGCCGUCGCCCAGUGCCCAGACGUUAUCGACGGGCUUGAAGAAGAAGGGCGUCGGAGUGAAGAAGUCGGUGUCUUUCAGCUCCGACACCAGCUUCGAGGAGAAACGCGCGCCAUACCGGAAGCCUGCCGUCCACGAAGCCAAGAUCUAUCGCAAAGGCGUGCUUCAAGACCACCUACGCAAAGAGACGAUCAGACCAAAAGUGCCGCCUUCGUGGGAAAUACCCUCCGGGGGCCCUACGGCCCUUCUGAGGGCCGCCAGGGAGGCGGACGACACUGGUCUAAAGGAAAUCGUCGCGCAGGCUCGAAAAGUAGGUCUGAAAGGCAUGGACGUCAACGUGGUCGACAGCAGCGGGAGGACGGCCGUAAGUUACAUGGCUGGGAACGGCGCGGCGGCGAUGCUUGAGCUGGCGCUCUCUUUCGACGGCGUGGACCCGAAUCUGCCCGACAACGAGGGUAACACGCCGCUGCACUUUGCCGCGCAGGCCGGACAGACCGAGUGCCUCAACAUCCUUCUGCAGAGGUGUCCGGACAUCGAGGUGGACGCGAGAAACACCCUGGGCUUCACGCCGCUCAUGAAGGCCGCCCUUCAAGGUAGAACCAAGUGCGCGAAGAUUCUUCUGUUCGCUGGUGCAAACCCUACGCUGCGCGACCACGGUAGAGGACUGAGAGCCGAACAAUGGGCGAGGUUUUGCGGCAGGUACGUGUGCGCCGAGAUGAUCGAGAGGUUCGCGAGGCAUCGUCUGUUGGAGAGAACGACGUCCUGUCGUUGGGGCAGCGAGCCUGAGCUGGCUGCGAAGGUGUUGCAGGGGAAGGUGAUGCCUAUACCUACGACGCCUCUGCCGCAACCCUCGGGAUUGAAGUCGAAAAUAAGAAAAGUCUUCCGCACCACCUCCAGCCCCGACCGGACCUUCUCUCUGGUGUCGCAGCUCACGAGCGCAGCUCUCUGCGCGAGCAGUCCGGCUCUGCCGAAGCCCUCACCUGUUGUAAAGAGCCUUCUGCGACCGUUGAGCGUGCCCCAGUUAAGGGUGACGCUGGUUUCGCAACAGGACUUCCUGGAGAAGACCUCCGAAAAGUACGGGACGAAUUUCACGGAUAAGAUCGAGAACUCGAUCGCGAAGCCACCACGCUCGAAGAAGAAGAGCAAGUAGUCGAACGUAAAGCUUUCGCGGUCACGAGCCACGUUUAGAACUCCACUUCGCACUGAACACACUCGAGGGGAGAUGAUUACUCAGGUCUGCUUGACGUAAAGCAGUGAGAGACGGACAGUGUUUGUGAUCUAUUUGAGAUCAUUUACGUGUUAUCCGCUGUUGCCUGUAAUCGGCCGAUCGUCCGACGCCGCGGUCCCUCAAGUAGAUCGUAGGUUGUUCAUUUUUACCUCGCUGAGAGAAAUAUUAGCGAUGCAUUUUUCACCCGUGGGACGUUCACGGGGAUAAAACGGAGGACCGUCGAAACUCCAUUGCUCCCGAUAAAUCACCAUUUCCAGUCGACGGCUGCUGUUGGAGUGUUGUCAUGUUUACGGCCCGUGUACUCGAGAUUGUUUUCGAUGUACACCGCCGCCGCGGUCGGACGCAUAAACAUUCGGGACGGUCGAAUUUUAUUUUUAGUUUAGACUUGUAAUGGAUCGUACGACACGUGGUGGGACGAGGCGCGGCGUGCGAGCGCGGUUUACAAGAGAUCGCAAAAUCACGAUCGAAAGAUCACCGUUGGACGAUCGCGAUAUUCCUCUCCGUCGUCUCGAUAUAUGGGAUCUCGAUUCUUCUUCCGGGAAACGCAAAUGUGUUUGACUUGAAGCGUGCGCCGAAGCGAAGCCUCGGGGGUUUUUACCGAUUGAACUGUUAAAGAUGAUCGAACGGCUUGCGAUCAACCUCACAGCCGCAGGUCUCUAACUUAUAAUACACGCGUUUUACGUACAAGAUUUUAUAUGCAGUUACUGUCAGAUGGUUAUUUAAAUAAAUGUCUUAUUAAUUAA